GACAAAAUGGCUGCAUCUACAACCAUUGCCUUUGCAUUGAUUGCUUGUACUUUGUGCUUUAUGAGUGGCACGUCUUUGGCUCGACUCACACCUAACUUCUACUCUAAAACUUGCCCACAAGUUUUUGAGGUUGUAGGCUCAGUGGUUCGGGCUGCUGUGUCUAGAGAAAGGCGCAUGGGUGCGUCCCUCCUUCGGCUCCAUUUCCAUGAUUGUUUCGUGAACGGGUGUGACGCGUCAAUUCUACUAGACGAUACACCUACAUUCAGAGGGGAAAAAACCGCAGCACCAAAUAAUAAUUCGGUGAGGGGUUUCGAUGUGAUAGAUAUGAUCAAGUCGAACGUUGAAAGAGUUUGCCCUGGUGUUGUCUCGUGUGCUGACAUAUUAGCGAUUACCGCACUUAAAUCCGUGGUUGCUUUAGGUGGCCCAACUUGGGAGGUUAAACUAGGAAGAAGAGACUCCAAAACCGCCAGCUUCUCCGCCGCCAACGGCGGCGCCAUACCAUCACCACAAUCCUCACUAACAAACCUCAUCAACACGUUCCGAGCUGUGGGUCUCUCCGCCCACGACAUGGUGGCGCUCUCCGGAGCACACACAAUUGGACAAGCACGUUGUACAAGUUUCCGAGCCCAUGUUUACAAUGACUCCAACAUCGACUCUUUAUUCGCCAUCUUGCGUCAAUCAAACUGCCCACGUUCACCGGGUUCCGGUGACAAUAAUCUCGCACCACUUGACAUUUCAACACCCACCAGGUUCGACAACCAUUACUACAAGAACUUGAUCAUGCACCAGGGUUUGCUCCACUCUGACCAGCAGCUGCUCAGCGGUGGUUUCACUGGCUCCUUGGUGGAGCGGUAUAGUGUAAACCCGAUGAGUUUUCGUGUGGAUUUUGCGGCCGCUAUGGUGAAUAUGGGUGAUAUUCGUCCCCUCACUGGUGCUAAUGGUGAGAUCAGGAAGAACUGCAGGGUGGUUAAUUCGUAACUGUUUUGUGUUUUUAAGUAGAGAGGGAAAUAAACAAAGCUUCGUUUUUUUUUUUUUUUUUCUAUUUCUUUUAUUGAUUAACAA
Molecule: messenger RNA, 1062 nt
Organism: Helianthus annuus (common sunflower)
Lineage: Eukaryota; Viridiplantae; Streptophyta; Magnoliopsida; Asterales; Asteraceae
Product: peroxidase 4
Exons: 3
Coding region: 7-978 (323 amino acids)
Biological process (GO): hydrogen peroxide catabolic process; response to oxidative stress
Molecular function (GO): peroxidase activity; heme binding
Source: RefSeq, a predicted model, not a curated record